AUGGCACACAGCAAAAGAAACACGUCGCGUAGCGUCUUCACCUCUUACGAGCGUGAUAUGGCCAAGGCUGCAUGGGCAUCCACCUCAGCCCGUUUGUCUCGCGAUUCUUUUCUCCCCUUUGGCUCUUGCUACCUCUGCCUUGAGAUGGCUAGGGACCCAGUCUCAUGUAGUCACGGCGACAUUUUCUGUCGAGAGUGCGCUGUGGCCAAUCUGCUCGCGCAGAAGAAGGAAAUCAAGCGCGAAGAAAAACUUCGGGAGAAGAAUGAGCAGGCGACCUUGGAGGCGCAGGCACAACAAGAUGCUGAAGCCCAAGAACGUGCCGUCAAAGAUUUUGAGAGUAUCCAAGCAGGGCUGAAACCGUCGGCUGCAGCAACGGCAUCUUCAUCAUCCAGUCUAUCGACCAAAAUCGAGGGAGCCGACCCCAACACCACCAAAGACAUUCAGGUCACCAAGAGGAAGUUUGUGCUGGACCAGGAUGAGUUGGACAGAAUUGCCAAGGAGGAUCGCACGAAGGCCAAAAAGUUGAUUAAAGCUGAGAAAGCAUCCAAGGAGAGUAUACCGUUCUUCUGGACACCAGGGCAAACACCAGAUGCCAAUGCAGCUCGUAUGGCGGAAGGUUUGGCAGCCGCUCCCAAAAAGAUUAAGCUGGCGCCCAUCUGCCCGGCUUCGGUAGACGAGUCUCGGCAUUCCUUCUCACUCAAGAGUCUCACUUCGCUCGAAUUCAAAGAAGAGCUCGACACCAAGACCAAUUCCAGCCGGCGCAUUUGCCCGUCCUGUGUCAAGACACUCGGCAAUGCCUCGCGACCUCUUAUGGCCGAAAAGUGCGGUCACGUCAUUUGCCGCAAUUGCGCUGUGAAGUUUAUGACACCGCAAGAAAAUGCAUGCUAUGUGUGCGAUGCUAGGCUUCCUGCGGCCCGCCCAGAUAGCAAGCACAAGGAACCUAAACAGGAAUUUGCCGGGCUGAUAGAACUCAGGUCCGAGGGCACUGGGUUCUCUGCUCGGGGAGCAAGCAAAGUUGAGAAAAGCGGCGUCGCUUUCCAAUGCUAA
Colletotrichum abscissum is the source of this 1047-nucleotide messenger RNA. RefSeq names its product RING finger domain-containing protein. Lineage: Eukaryota; Fungi; Ascomycota; Sordariomycetes; Glomerellales; Glomerellaceae. The record is from RefSeq and is a predicted model, not a curated record. Gene Ontology annotation, cellular component: nucleus. The coding region runs from base 1 to 1047 and encodes 348 amino acids. Gene Ontology annotation, molecular function: ubiquitin protein ligase activity. The transcript is spliced from 3 exons.